Messenger RNA from Peniophora sp. CBMAI 1063, 738 nucleotides. NCBI's taxonomy places the organism in Eukaryota, Fungi, Basidiomycota, Agaricomycetes, Russulales, Peniophoraceae. The record is from the annotation of a GenBank genome assembly.
AUGUCGACAAGCACUUCUACCGACGACUCAAGUCGCACUCUGGAACUCGCCAUGCAUGCGGCCGAAGAUGGUGACGCUAGCGCUCUUCAUCAAGGUGAAGGGUUGGGGCAAAGCUCUCCAAUCACGGAUUCAUCUGAGAACCAGGAGGGGCGUGAAGGACAAGGUGAAGGGGAUACCGACGAUGAGAACACUGAAGAGGCUACGCAAGUAGCAGGUCGCUUGUUGUCGCGGUCGGGCGCACUACUGGAUGUGCUCAACCCAUCUCACGCAGAACUUGCGAUUGCGUCGAUGGUCCGUAAACAUCGGUUCUUCGGAGAUGCUUACAUGCGAGGUCACCAAAUUCCCUUGGACUACCGGCAACGUACAGGUCUUCCAGUGCCUCAUGCCCCUGCAGUGUCGGGCACGGACCUGCACAAUGAUCCCCACCACGUAGACACCUCCAAAUCGCUUAUAGCUCAACCCAGAGAGGUUGGGUUAUUGCCGCGAUCGCUCAUGGAGGAUCCCUCUUUCCCUCCUUCGUCAGGCGCUCUUACAUGCGGCGACAUCCUCGGUGAUCAUCGAGAGCACACUGUCAAUGGUCGUCGCCGGGACUCCUUGACAUUCGUGGAGACCUCUCCGGCACCAUUCUCACCUUCGGGUGCAGAACUCGACACGUCGAUUGCACAGCCAGAUGUUGUUAUCCAAACCAGCCAUCACGCCGCAAAGAUUGCGAAGUCGUUGUCCCGGUUCAGCAUGUAG